Molecule: messenger RNA, 2390 nt
Organism: Rhincodon typus (whale shark)
Lineage: Eukaryota; Metazoa; Chordata; Chondrichthyes; Orectolobiformes; Rhincodontidae
Product: gastrula zinc finger protein XlCGF57.1-like
Exons: 3
Coding region: 342-2297 (651 amino acids)
Biological process (GO): regulation of transcription by RNA polymerase II
Molecular function (GO): DNA-binding transcription factor activity; RNA polymerase II cis-regulatory region sequence-specific DNA binding
Source: RefSeq, a predicted model, not a curated record
GACCAGCCGCUUGACGUGUCUGACCGUUACUUUCUUGUUCGGAUGAAGACCGCAUGGAUAUGAGUCAGGACUUUUUUUUUAAAAAAAUGAACAACUCCUUCUACGAGGUUAUCAGGAAGAGGAAUAAUAGACCCACAGGAAAAUCCAAUGAGACAUCUGUCACAGAGUGGGAAAAGACCAACAUCAACAUCAAUGCGACUGGAAAAGCCCUAAGUGACCCCCUACAUACUCAACUAGAAUUUGGGGAGAUGUUGAUUUGAUUUAUUAUUGUCACAUGGACCUGGGUACAGUGAAAAGUUCUGUUUUGCACAUUCACCUGCUCCUCCUGUUGAAAGGGAUUGAUGCAGGGGGUAAACAUGCUGACCCGCCAGCAAGUUCGAAAUAGUGAGAGGCAGUUCACCACCAGCUCUGCAUGCGGGAAGAGAUUCAGCGGGUCAGCGCAUGUUGCAGAGCACCAGCAAGUCGACAACAGCGAUAAGCCCUUUGGGUGCUCUCAGUUUGGGCAGAGAUUCACUCAGCACCCCCGCGACAGCGAGCACCAGCUGGUUCAACCGGACAAGAGGCUUUUUAAAUGUUCCGAAUGCGAGAAGGUUUUUAAAAAGAGCAGCGGCCUGCUGAUUCACCGGCGCACUCACACGGGAGAGAGACCAUUCGCUUGCUCUGAAUGCGGGAAGAGAUUCACACGUUUGUUCCACCUUCAGAUACACAACCAUGUUCACACUGGGGAGAGGCCAUUCACUUGUCCGAUGUGCGGGAAGGGAUUCGUUCAGUCUUCUGACCUUCUGAAACACAAGCGAGUUCACACGGGGGAGAGGCCAUUUGCCUGCUCCAAGUGUGGGAAGAGGUUUGCUGAUUCGUCCCACCUCCUGACACACCAACGAGUUCACACUGGGGAGAAACCAUUCACCUGCUCAGAGUGUGGGAAGAGUUUCCCUCGUUUUUCCCACCUUGUGAUACACAAGCGUGUUCACACCGGGGAGAGGCCGUACGUUUGUGCGGUGUGUGAGAAAGGGUUUACUUGUUCUCACCACCUGCAGAAACACCAGUCUGUUCACACUGGGAACAGGGCCUUUAGCUGCUCUCUGUGUGGAAAAUGUUUCACUCAGUCAUCCAGCCUCCAGAGACAUCAACGCACUCACACUGGGGAAAAGCCAUUCACCUGUCCCGUGUGUGGCAAGAAAUUUGCUCAGUCGUCUGAAUACACUGAACACCAACGUGUUCACUCUGACAACAGGCCUUUUAAAUGCUCCGAAUGCGAAAAGACCUUUAAGAGAAAGCAUGAUUUACUGAAACAUCAAUAUGUUCACAGUGGGGAGAAGCCUUUCCCCUGUUCCGAAUGCGGCAAGAGAUUCAUUAAUUCAUCUGAUCUGGUGCGACAUCAGGGCACCCACACGGGAGAGCGGCCGCUCACCUGCUUCAUGUGUGGGAACGGAUUCAGUGACUCAUCCCACCUGUUGAGACACCAGCGAAGUCACACUGGGGAGAGGCCGUUCACUUGCUCCGUGUGUCAGAAGGGAUUCACGCACUCAUCCAGCCUGCUGAGACACCAGCGUGUGCACACCGGGGAGAGGCCGUUCACCUGCUCGGUGUGCGAGAAGCGAUUCACUCACUCGUUCAACCUGCUGCGACACCAGCGCGUUCACACUGGGGAGAGACCAUUCACCUGCCCUGUCUGUGGGAAGCGCUUCACCCGCUCCUUCAGCCUGCUGGCCCACCGGCGGAUCCAUACGGGCGAGCGGCCCUUCACCUGCCAGGUCUGCGGCAAGGGCUUCACCCAGUCGUGCAACUUGCUGACCCACCGGCGGGUCCACACGGGCGAACGGCCCUUCCCCUGCCAGGUCUGCGGCAAGCGCUUCCGGGUCUCCAGCAGCCUGGCCCGGCACCGGCGGGUCCACACGGGCGAGCGGCCCUUCUCCUGCCGGGUCUGCGGCAUGGGCUUCACCCAGUCGUCCCACCUGCUGGCCCACCGCCGGGUCCAUACCGGGGCUGGGCCCUUCUCCUGCCGGGUCUGCGGCACAGGCUUCACCCACUCCUCCGGCCUGCUGACCCACCAGCGGGUCCACACCGGGGAGCGGCCCUACACAUGCCCCCUGUGCGGCAAGGGCUUCAGUCAGUCGUCCAACCUGCUGACCCACCAGCGGGUCCACACGGGCGAGCGCCCCUUCCCCUGCGGGCGCUGCGAGCGCCGCUUCAAGGUCUCCUCCCACCUGCUGCGGCACCAGCGGGUCCACGCUGCCGAGCGCCCAGCCACUAGGGACGCCGGCGAGCAGGAGGUCGCUGCCCUCGGCCCCCCCUGAGCGCUCUGCCGAGGGAGGGAGGGAGGAGAUCUUUCUUUCGCGCGCGUGCGCGCGCACACACACACACGCACACAUAUUCACACACACUCACAC